This is a messenger RNA of Plutella xylostella (diamondback moth), 1203 nucleotides long. The record is from RefSeq and is a predicted model, not a curated record. Lineage: Eukaryota; Metazoa; Arthropoda; Insecta; Lepidoptera; Plutellidae.
AUAUUUGGGCCAGAGAAUUUUGUUGUAAGUUAAAUAAUGCUUUUUGUUGACAAUAUUAUAACGCAGUAUGAAGUCAAAAAUUAUUGUACCAAUUGCGAAUUUUGUUCAAUAUGCAGAUUGUCGUUAUGAGUUAUGUUCAAUACGAUGUUAUCUUCAAACACAAAUCACAAUAAUUAACAGUGGGGUACGUAAUUAUAUCGUAAUUAGGGUGUAAGUUACCUGAGUACCCACUACUACGAAUAGUAUACCUAGUUAAUAAUUAAUGAUUAACUAAUUUGUUAAUGAUUAUUACUUUUCACCUCAUUAUCCUUUUUUACCUGUAUGAAUUUAUCAUAUAAAAGGGUUGACUAAAAUUAUUUUCUUACAGUUCCCUGUGAUCCCUUACCUAUACCAGGUGAUAACAGUUUGCAUUUCUCUUUUGCAAACUAAAAUAUUAUCCUAAUUGUUCUCUAAGAUUUCACGAUGCAGUUAAUCAGUGUUUUAGUUGUGUUUACUGUCUUUUUCGUAGUUUCAACCACUGCUGCCGAUAUUAAAGCACCGGAUUUCAUCCACUCGUGCCCUGUGGCGACCCCAGCGUGCCUGAAGCGCGCGCUCCAAGCCGCCAUCCCGGGCUUCGUGCGCGGGGUGCCCGACCUCGGCAUCGACCCCCUGGACCCCUUCAAGGUGGACCGGCUGGCGCUGACGCUGCCCGGAGGCAUCAACGUCACCAUCCUGCACGGCGUCACCACGGGCUUCGGGAAAUGCAAAGUCAUUAGUGCCGAUAUGCGCAACAACAACGUGGAGGUGAAGGUGCGCUGCAACGUGGUGGUGACCGGCAAGUACCAGUCGUCCGGCCGCCUCCUCAUCUUCCCCAUCGACGGAGAAGGCGACGCCGUCAUCAAGUGCAAAAACUUGGACAUCUCAGUGAGUAUGAAGCUGGGCGCGGCGGCGGCGCGGGGCGGGCGGGAGUACCUGCAGCUGAAGAGCUACAAGAGUCGGCACCAGUACAGCGGCGCGGUGACCUACCACAUGACCAACCUCAUCCGGAACAGCCCCGACAUCAGUGCUCGAGUGGUGCAGUUCAUGAACUCGAACUGGCGUAUGAUCGCCGAGGAGUUCGGAGACCCGGUCGUGCAGUUCGGAGUGGACAGCAUCAUGAGCAACGUCCGCCGCCUGCUGAGCCGAGUGCCAAGAGAAAUGGUUGUCAGUGCUCCUGCGCAAUAG